This is a messenger RNA of Musca domestica (house fly), 2333 nucleotides long. Its product is annotated as probable peroxisomal acyl-coenzyme A oxidase 1. Bases 111 to 2210 code for a protein of 699 amino acids. The record is from RefSeq and is a predicted model, not a curated record. Gene Ontology annotation, biological process: fatty acid beta-oxidation using acyl-CoA oxidase; lipid homeostasis. Gene Ontology annotation, molecular function: fatty acid binding; FAD binding; acyl-CoA oxidase activity. The transcript is spliced from 9 exons. Gene Ontology annotation, cellular component: peroxisome. Lineage: Eukaryota; Metazoa; Arthropoda; Insecta; Diptera; Muscidae.
AUAAACAAUUGAAAAAUACGCUUCAGUUGUGGUCUAUAGCUUUGCAUGGUAGAUACGCCACUCAUAAGUUCUCGGUACUUGUUUUAGUUCUCCAUUCUGUCUGGUAAAAAAUGCGUUUAACUAGAUUAGUUUUUCAAUUGGCAAGACGUAACGCGUCGUUAAUUCAUAGGCGAGAAAUGGCAACAAGUGACAGAGGCAGCAGUAUUAUUCCCAAGACUGUCAACCCCGAUAUCCAAGAAGAACGAAAUGCGGCAACUUUUAAUGUUGAGGAUUUUGCUCUCUGGUGGCAUGGUGGUGAAGAGAAUUUGAAACGAAAGAGAUAUGUGGAAUCCUCGGUAUUUGCCGAUAUUGAUGAAAACAAAACUGUGGCCAGCAUACAAAGCCUCUCUCACGAUGAAAUCUAUGCUGCCGCAAUGGAAGAUGCCCUCGCAUUGGCGGGGAAAUUGCGUAAAUUACAAAAGGAAUUAAAUCCGGGAGGAAAAGACAUUUGGCCAGGUCUCUUUAGUGGUCCCGAGCUGUGGGGUGCCAUGCCUGGUGGCAACCCCUUUACUGUACAUUUUUCCAUGCUGGUCGAUGCCAUUCGUAAUCAGGGCACGGAUGAACAAUUUGAAAAGUUUGGCAAGCGGGCUGAGAAUUUGGAGAUAUGUGCGGCAUUUGCCCAAACGGAGUUGGGUCAUGGAACAUUUUUGAGGGGCCUGCAGACCAGGGCAGAUUUUGAUAGUAAAACCGAUGAAUUUGUUUUGAAUACUCCCACAAUUACGGCGUACAAAUUUUGGCCUGGAGGAUUGGGUCAUUCGGCCAAUUAUAGCCUGGUCAUGGCAAAUUUGUAUAUCGACAAUAAACCCAAAGGUGUGGCCAUGUUUAUGGUACCCAUACGUGACGAGGAGACCCACAUGCCCCUGCCGGGCAUUGAUAUUGGAGAUGUUGGUAAAAAACUGGGAUUCUAUGGUGUUAACAAUGGCUAUUUGGGUAUGAAAAAUGUAAGGAUACCACGCACGAAUAUGCUGAUGCGCCAUGCCCAAGUAGAGGCCGAUGGAACGUUCAUACAAAGUCCGGCAGCUGCUUUGGGCUACUUUUCAAUGGUAUUUGGACGUUGUUGGAUAUCGGCCAACAAUACAACAAUGUUGGCCAUUGCUGCCACCAUAGCGACCAGAUAUUCGGCGGUGAGAAGGCAGGGCUCCAUUAAUCCCAAACAACCUGAGGUGAAAAUCAUGGACUAUGUGACCCAGCAAAUGAAACUUUUCCCCGAAAUUGCCACCUGUAUUGCCGAUCGUUUGGCUGCUUUGAAACUACGUCAACUCUACCACCAAACGGAGAGGGACAUAAAGAAGGGGAAAUAUGAUGGUUUGGGGGAAAUUCAUGCCCUGUCAUGUGCCAUGAAAGUAAUGUGCACCUCGGACUCGGCAGCGGGUAUUGAACGCCUGCGUUUGGCAUGUGGUGGUCAUGGUUAUUUGGCCUCCUCGAAUCUAAGUAAUUUGUAUUCCACCGCAACGGCUGGCUGCACAUAUGAGGGAGAGAAUACCGUGCUGCUGCUACAAGUUGGACGCUUCUUGAUGAAAUCUGCUCAGCAAGUAAUGGCGGGGAAACCGUUGGCUCCAACAGCAUCAUAUUUGGCGAAAAUUAAGAUGGAUCAAUGGAGUGGUUCCUGGGAGAAUAUUGUUGAGGCUUUAGAGUGUGCAACGGCAAAUAAAACUCAUCAGGCUUUGAAGAACAUAGCGGCCCGCAUGGAAGCUGGACAAACCCAAGGUGAAGCUGCCAAUAAUACGGGUAUUGAAUUGACCCAGGCUGCGGAGUUGUAUGGUCGUUCCUUCAUUGCCGCCAAUUUCUUGCAAGAAGUGACCGGCAUCAAUGCCAAAACCCGGUCACCGGCCCUCAAUAAAGUUUUGGAAAAUAUUUUGGAGUUGUAUUUGGUUAAGGCGGCUCUGGACAACAUGAAUAAUAUAUUCCGAAUUGUCAAAAUUACCGAUGAAGAUGUGAACUCCUUGCAGGCAAGUUUGGAGAAGUCGCUGAAGUCAAUGCGCCCCAAUGCUGUGGCCAUCUGUGAUGGUUUUGAUUUUCCCGAUCGUAAUCUUUUAUCGACUUUGGGCUGUUUCGAUGGCAAUGUUUAUGAGCGCAUCUUUGAGGAGGCCAAAAAUUGUUCCCUGAACAAGGAGCCGGUGCCGAGAGUCUUCCAUACGCAUUUGAAGCCAUUUAUGAAAUCGAAGAUGUAAUGCAUUUUUUGUAAAUUUAUUGUGGAAUUUUUGAUCUAUUUUGAAAUUGCUUAAUUUUGUUAUUGUUAUAAAUUAUUUUGUGUAUUAGUGUAAUAAAAUAUUACUCAGUAGAUCCUGCCUAAA